Molecule: messenger RNA, 644 nt
Organism: Oncorhynchus kisutch (coho salmon)
Lineage: Eukaryota; Metazoa; Chordata; Actinopteri; Salmoniformes; Salmonidae
Product: ribosomal protein 63, mitochondrial-like
Exons: 2
Coding region: 178-489 (103 amino acids)
Biological process (GO): mitochondrial translation
Cellular component (GO): mitochondrial ribosome
Molecular function (GO): structural constituent of ribosome
Source: RefSeq, a predicted model, not a curated record
AAUAGCUAAAUGAAUAUGGAGGCCGUUCUACAUCCUGAGGGGUUUGUGCUGAUUGUACGGAUAUUGUGACAGCCGGUUAAAUGGCGGAGGAGGAAUGGAGGGAAAAGAGAGGCAGAGGAGGUCUAAGAGAGAGCGGGAGAAAGAGGGACUUGCUGAGAAGAACCCACAUCCUUCACCAUGUUCCUCACCAUGGCCCUGCUGAGGAAAGGCAUCUCUGGCAAGCAGUGGAUCGGGAAGUACCGCCGGCCGCGUGCCAUCACCUGGCAGAUGAAACGCAACAUGCUGGUGCACCUGGAGUGCGAGGCGGAGAACGAGUACUGGAUCUCCCGACCGUACAUGACCACAGAGCAGGAGAGAGGACAUGCCGCUGAGCGCCGAGCACAGAACUGGAUCAAAAUUAAGGAGACCAAGUUUCAAAAGUUUCCAGAACAUAAGUAUGUUGCAGAUCAUCUAAGUCACCUCAACACGACCAACACAUGGUCAAGUUAAUGAGGAGGAAGUAUUGACUUUGUGUGGGGGGAUGGAGAUGGGGCAUGCAUGUUGACUGCCAUUUGACUCCUGUGUGUCUUAAUGUAUGUAAUGUAUAUGAACUAUGGAGUGUUGGUAAUUAUAUCUUUAUAAAGCAAGCUCAUAUUUGAAAACAA